UAGGCGAUGGCUGUGCUCCGAGCUGCUCGUGCAGCUUUCGAUUAUAUGCUUUCUGCAACCAUCUCAUCAUAAACUUCAUCUCCGUCGUCCACUUACUUCUAUCUCAUACUGAAAACCGACCGGAGCAGGAGAUCCCUUGGUAGGUUGCAAUGGCGAAGGAUAAUUCUGCAUCCGAUGGCCGUGAUGCCGCCAGCUCGACGUCGCGAUCCGUUGCCGCCGCUGAGAUUUCCUUCUCCGGCGGAUCCUCAUCGCCGAGCUACGGCUGCAAUCCAUUUCUGUCGCCGUCGUACGACUCAGCCGACUACGCAAGGAAGGAUUUCUCCUCAAUCUUCGAUCGCGAUUCUCGAUCUCCAUCUGAGACCUCCAUCAACAAAGCUGAAGCAAUUCCGAUUGAACGCCGGCUUUUCCAGGCCAAUUUCGUCUUGGAGUACCAGCAGCUGUACAAUCGCUACGCUCUCUGUCUCUCUAACCUCCACGAAUCUCUGGAGGAGGUCAAUUCGCUCCGUCGGGAGAACGAGGCUCUUCAUCUGGCCAACGUGGAUUUGGUCAACCGCCUGAGUCUCCUCUCUCAGGCGGCGAUCCGGAAUUGCCUCCUCUCCGAUUUCAGUCACCUCGGUAUCGGUGCUCCGGCCGUUCCUGUCCGCAGCGGCGCUCUCGUCGUGGAACCAAAACCUCCAAACGUCAGGCCGCCGCUGAGAGCCACAGAGCAACACCGGCUAGAGCGAAGCGAUCAAGAGCUAGAGCAAGUCCCGCUUCCAAAGAGCAUUUCUGUUCGCUCCCGUGGCUACCAGAAACUUAAGCCGUCGCAGGAUGGAUCUGCCGCCGCCGGCCAGAGUAGCCGCCGUGUCAACACUAAGCCCCUUGGCGAAUCUCAGCAGCAGCAGCAGACGGUGUACAUUCCGGGGGCAAAACUGGAAGAUGGAUCCAUGGAGUUUGAGGUGUACAACCAGGGAAUGAUGAAGACAGAGCUCUGCAACAAAUGGCAGGAAACCGGCGAGUGUCCCUACGGCGAGAACUGCCAGUUCGCGCACGGCGUCACAGAGCUGAGGCCGGUGAUCAGGCAUCCCCGCUACAAAACAGAGGUCUGCCGCAUGGUUAUGGCCGGCGACAACUGUCCUUACGGCCACCGCUGCCAUUUCCGUCACUCCUUCGCCGAGCAGGACCGGCAGCUCCCCUCAACUCUGCAUAUCCCUCUUUUUCCAUCUCUUUUUCGGUCCCUUUACCCACAUCACCACUUGCCCACCGUCACCGCCUUUCUGGAUUUCCGCUCGCCCAUUUACACUGUUCACCGUUUCUUUCUCCGUCUGUCUCUGACUACUCCCCAUGAACGAGGAAUGCUACUCGCCAGUCGCCGCCCACCGCCCCAGGAUGUCUCCUUUCUCUCUUUCACUCUAGGGUUUCCUUCACUUUGGGGUUUCUUUUCUCUAUUUCGCUCUGUUUUUCUCUCUUUCACUCUGGUCUAUCCAUACGGAUCUCAUCACCAUUCAGCAGUGCCUAAUUCCUGCAAGUCACCCUUGAAGACACUUGAAUGGACUACACCACUGGAUACAAUCUAUUCUCUACAUCUGAACAAGGCCCUUCAAUCAUUCACGGUCAUUCCUGCCAUCAAACCAACAUCAAGCACUUUUGACACACAAACAUUAAACAUGUACUCGCUGCUAAGCCUCUACAGCCUCUCUCAAAAGAAAACAAGAACAAUAUCUUUAAAGAGAAAGCUGGAGUUUGAAGAAGACAUCCACAAAAAAAAGGCUUAGGCUAUGUUUCUACAACUACGAAUCUUUUUUGAAUUAAAUGUGUAUUCCUACCGUACUUGUAAAAUAUAUGUAUCCCAACGAAGUAGGAAUCCAUAUGUAAAUUUGGUACAUAUUACAAAUGAAGUGCAAGUUAUCACUUCAAAGUUUGUAAAACAAUCCCUAUGUUAGAAGUCAUAGGUUUGCCACAUGCCAUGGAUGAAGUGUAGGUGAUCACUUCAAAUUUUGUAAACCAAUCCCUAUCAUUUUGGUGAAAUAACGUGCCUGUGAUAUA
Messenger RNA from Cuscuta campestris, 2025 nucleotides. Lineage: Eukaryota; Viridiplantae; Streptophyta; Magnoliopsida; Solanales; Convolvulaceae. The record is from the annotation of a GenBank genome assembly.